AUGAAUUUCUUCAAUCAAAAAGUGAACAAAGACAAAUCUUUCUCAGGUGUUAUUCAAACAUGCACACCUUGUUGUCCAUUUGAUACUAAAAACAUCCCUCAUCCACAGUUUCAAUCUUUAUCUAAUUCGGAUGCAUGUUGCUUAAGUAAACUUCAAGUUAAUUGCCAAAUUAAAACUCGUCGAAAGAAAAAGAAACGGUAUAAUCCGAGCCUCUCAUCCCGAAGUACAAAACAAACUGCUGCUGCUUCAUUAUCAUCAUCAAGUCGAUUAAGUCCAAAUAUAAAACGAAAGAAAUACGAUUCAACCAUGAAUACGAACAGUUAUUAUAUUCAUCAUACUGAAUCGAAUACUCAAGUAUCCUCAUCGACUAUUGAAGAAAGUAACUCAACUGAGCGAUCACUUUCUUCGCAUCGAUAUUACAAUAAAUCUUCAAAUGCUCAACAACAACAACAAUCUCAAAUAAAUCUGACUGAGAACAUUCAAGAUUUAAAAGCUUCGAUCAAUCAUCUCACACAACUCGUUUGUCAUCAACAACAAUCAACAUCUUUUUUUGCAAAACUUCGCCGUUUGUUUUCUUUCUUCAAAAACUCAUCUCCCGAUGAUUCAAUCGAUGACGAAUGUUCGCGAAUUCUUGAACAUUAUCGCUUAACUAAACCCGAACUUCUCAACGUCUAUCAUUUAUUCGAUAAAAACGAAACACUAUUUCUUAAUUGGUUGCAAACCAUAAUACCAAACUAUUUUCAUCCAGUGUUACUCAACAAUCAACAACGAGGUGGGAUGGCACAUUUUAAUCAUAAUGAUCCAAUAUGUAUUGUGCAAGGAUGUCCAAAUGGAAUCCAAUCCAAUCCGUCGAUACAAUAUUUUUCUGUUCCCGUACAUCUGGGAAAUAUAUCAGCAGCUUGGUACAAAAAUAUCAUGCGUACAGAUCUACGUCCAUCUCCAACACAUCGUGUAUGUGAACAACAUUUCGAAGAGCCAUGUUUCGAUUAUGUUGGAAAUGGUACCAAAGUACUCAAACCGAAAUCUUUACCAACAUUGUUUGAUCUGGAAGUUUUCUAUAAAAUGAUUGCUUAUCAAGAUAAAUUACAAGAAUCAAAUAAAGCCAUUAAGAAAACCAAUAUCACCUUUCAUACCAGCAAUCCUGAUUUAGAUGGACGAACGUUAGAACCUAUUUUAAAGAUGAAUCUUGAAAGUGGCCAUGUGAAGACACGUCUCGCACCAACAGCAGCAGCAAAUAAUAAUACCCAAACUGAAAAUUUGGAUAAUAAAAACCAAACAUCCUUCAUUGUGAAUAAAUCCUCCUUGACUCAUGAUAAUUCGGAAAAUAAAGCAUCAAAUCGUUGUCACGUGGAAGGUUGUGCUCAUAAUUAUCUUGCUCGUCGCCAUCGUGUACAGUUAUACAAAAUUCCACGCGAUGCAACUGUUGCACGUAAAUGGCUCGAUGCAUGUGGUUUCGAAAAUAUCUCAGUAUCACCAUCAACUGCAACAUUCAAAGUGUGUCGUGAACAUUUUGGACAAAAUGAUUUUGAAGGACCUACUACACUACGUCCGGAUGCCAUACCCUCGUUUUUCACUCCCUAUUCUCGUUCAUUAAUCGAGAAACAAAAUUUAAAUGAUACAAAUUCUUCGACUUCAUCAACUCCAUCUUCAUCCGCGAAACGAUUUCGAUCAGAUAUGGCAAAUAUUCGUGCUAAGCAAACGACACCGAUGACAAACAAUACUAAUUCAAUAAAUGCUAAUAAACGAACAUCGUUACCUUAUCGGAAUAGUGUCAAUAAUCAAUAUCAAAGACAGUAUUUCCAUGAGCAACAACAACAACAACAACAACAGCAGCAGCAGCAGCAACAGCUUCUUACACCAUCACCGUCACGUGAUAAUCUUGACGAAAAUCUUCGACAAGCGGCUAACGAUGUGAAACAAACCAUAGACGUGGAUUUAAAUCUGAAUUGUCUCGAUGAUCAAUUAUCCGAAGCACAAUUAGCACAUUGUCCUGUUAAAGCUCUGGAUCGAACAGAAUCAACAAAUGGUAUAGCACCCAAACCUCGUAAUCCAGUCGGUCGCCCUCGUUUACAUCCUCGAUAUCCUCCAACGACACCUUCGACAACAAAUUCCAAUUCCGCAGCACGUCGUUCAACGUAUCGUCCAAACUAUGCAGACGAAGAUCCUGAUGAAUUAGAUGAUCUAGAUGAAUGGAAUAACAAUGAGCCUGAUCAAGAUGAUACAGUUCGUGAUCGCGAUUGGAUUAAUCGUCAACAGGACGAUCGUUUACCUUGGUCUAAACGAACGAAUUUGUCGACAAAUAACUAUACAUCAUCGUACCAACGUGGUAGCGGUGGUAAUCAUGCAAAUUCUUAUCGAAACGUGCGACAAUCAGCACCUCUACAGCAACAACAGCAGCAGCAAUCGCAACAACCACAACCACAUCGUAAUUCAUUGAACAAUCAACAACGAGCGAGUCGUGGUCAGUUCUACCAAACACAAUUUGUAAAGCCGGAACCAACCCGAAAAGCAACAAUACCAUUUCUUCAACCAGCUUUUGCUCCAAACGCUUCAACACAAUAUCCUCGCGACCAACCAUUGCCACGUCUCAAGCCAGGCACAGUUAGAACGCGUGAGGAGGGUUUAGAAGUCGAACUUGAACAUACUUACAAGCGUGCUCUAUCGAAAUACUAUGGUCAAAAACCCGGUCGCAACUUGCCAUUAUCUGAUUAUGGUGAUUUUCGUAGUCAGUGUCCAAUGUGUGAAAGUCUUCUCUUUGAGAAUAACAUCCAAUUGAUUACUCAUCUCUGUCAACAUCUUGACCAACAACAAAACGAUGAAAAUAAUCGUGACGAGCACUUCCAACCAAAUACCAGUUCACCUUUUGAACAAAUCAAUACGAAAUGUGCACAUUGUCAAUCAGAAUUUUCCAAUCCAUAUUUUCUUGCUAUGCACAUCGACGAUAAGCACAUGUUAGAAAUCAAUGAAUACCGCUGUCGAAUAUGUGAACAACGUCAUGCAUCAUUAUUAGAAUUAGUCGCACAUUUAAAUCUCUGCCAUUGUGGUUUAGAAAUGCCGUACUCAUGUAAAGUCUGCUCAUUUCGAACAUCAAUGCAUGCCGAUAUGAUCUAUCACAUUGAUGAAGUUCAUAAAGGAACAAGAUAUUUCUUUUGUCCAUACUGUUUCAUUGCUAUUGAAUUACCAUUCGUACCGAAUUCGUCAACAAUAUUAAAUGGAACAUUAGCUUAUAAACAUUUAUUACUUCAUUUUAAUAAAGUCGAUCAAGGACGAACAACGCCAUCGAAGUUUAAACAUUGUAGAAAAUGUGUUCUACAUGUUUCAUCUAUGAAAGAUCAUUUACAACGUGAUCAUUUGAAUAUUGUCGAUGGAAUCAAAGCAACAUACUACGACGAAGAUGAAAAUCCAGAAAAACUCAGCGAUGAAGGUGAACAAUACGAUGAUUCCGCUAUGGAUACUUCAUUACCAAUUGAUAAAUCAUCUGCUGCAAGAUACGUGACACCGGCUAAAAGUGGUUAA
Adineta ricciae is the source of this 3516-nucleotide messenger RNA. The record is from the annotation of a GenBank genome assembly. NCBI's taxonomy places the organism in Eukaryota, Metazoa, Rotifera, Eurotatoria, Adinetida, Adinetidae.